AGCUGAAUGUACACGUAGAGAGGGUGUGGUUAAAGUGUUUCACAACCACGAUGGAUAGAUGUGAAACUGAAAGCUGUUUCCUCAUUUUAACACAGGCUCAGGUAAGGAUCUGGUGUGAGAGAUGGCGUCUACUACGUACAUAGAGGAACUAACCUGUUCUGUGUGUCUCUCUCUCUUCACUGAUCCAGUUAGCCUCUCCUGCGGUCACUCAUUUUGUCGACAAUGUUUUACAAACUUUCGGAGAACAGAGAACAUGUGUCCUCAUUGCCGGGCUAGAAUCUCAACAGCUGAGGGAAACCUCUCAACAAACCACAUUCUGAAGAGCUUGGCCGACAAAGCUAAAGAGGAAGCAGUACGCGAUGAGAAGACAGGGGGGACUGACUGGUUGUGUCAUGACCAUGAUGAGAAACUGAAACUAUUCUGUGAGGAAGACCAACAGUUGGUUUGCGUCAUAUGCCGGGACGGGGAGAAGCAUGACGGGCAUAAGUUUAAACCUAUCAAAGAGGCAGCCUUAGCUAGGAGGCGGGAACUAGAUGAGGCCAUUCAGUUCCUCACUCGUGACAACAGCUCCGUGGAGCACCUGGCCAAACAACAGGAAGAAGAGAUGACAAAAACCAAGACUAAGUCCUGUCGGCUGAGGACUCAAAUCAGCAGCCAGUUUGAAGAGAUGCGCCAGUUUCUGAAGAAGAGGGAAGAACAGAUAAAGAAUGAGUUACAGGAGAAAGAAGAGAAGACCUUGAAGAAGAUGAGAGGGAAUUUAGAGAGUAUGGAGUUGAUACUGUCAGAGAGGAAAGAGAAGGAGGUGAUGAUGAAAUCUGCUCAACACAUCCCAGACAGUGAGGGUUUCCUUCAGUGGUGGAAUGACAUGGGCUUAUCUGAGGCACUGAAGGACAGGGACAUGCCACCACCAGAACGUCAUGGGGAGGACACGACUGAGGACGCCACCAAGGAGCAUCCAUACAAGUCCAGGGUAGAUGACCUCAAGGUGACACCGGUCUCCUUCUCUCUGGGGCCCUAUGAGUCUCACCUGCAGUUCUUUGUGUGGAAGGAGAUGCUGCAGGUAAUCAACCCUCUACCAGAGAGACUCACACUACAAACAGUGAGUCAGAAACUGACGAUCUCCAAUGACAGACGCAGUGUGUUUUGUACUCCCAGAAAUGCAGAGUCAGCUUUUUUAGUUCAUUCAGCUCGACAUCAAUCACAACAAUCAGAAGCAGUGAGUAACAGUAAAUUCAGCACUGGACAACACUGCUGGGAAAUAGAAGUGGGAAGUGGGGCUUUCUGGGAACUGGGAGUUAAAAAUGUUCAGGGGGGGUUUUGGUUUGAACUUUUUGGUUCAAAAACAAUGCGUCUCAGGUACAGAAAUCAAAAAUAUACUAUUCACGGUACGGUUACCGAAAAACAAAUCCCUUUUAGUGAUACACCUCGAAAGAUAGCGCUAUACCUAAAUUGUGCUACCACGGAACUCUCUUUCUACAAUGCAGAUGACAUGUCGCUUAUCUAUACUCUAGUCUGUAAUUGGAAAGACGUGUCAGCCUAUUUUAACAUUGGUGAAUGUGAUGGAGUAGAUUCUGACCCCCUGACAGUCUGCUGGUAUUGAUCUGCGUAUCAUAGUUCCCACUGACAGUCUGCUGGUAUUGAUCUGCUUAUCAUAGAGCCCCUGACAGUCUGCUGGUAUUGAUCUGCUUAUCAUAGUUCCCACUGACAGUCUGCUGGUAUUGAUCUGCUUAUCAUAGACCCCCUGACAGUCUGCUGGUAUUGAUCUGCUUAUCAUAGUUCCCACUGACAGUCUGCUGGUAUUGAUCUGCGUAUCAUAGUUUCCACUGACAGUCUGCUGGUAUUGAUCUGCUUAUCAUAGAUCCCCUGACAGUCUGCUGGUAUUGAUCUGCGUAUCAUAGACCCCCUGACAGUCUGCUGGUAUUGAUCUGCUUGUCAUAGACCCCCUGACAGUCUGCUGGUAUUGAUCUGCUUAUCAUAGACCCCCCGACAGUCUGCUGGUAUUGAUCUGCGUAUCAUAGACCCCCUGACAGUCUGCUGGUAUUGAUCUGCUUAUCAUAGAUCCCCUGACAGUCUGCUGGUAUUGAUCUGCGUAUCAUAGACCCCCUGACAGUCUGCUGGUAUUGAUCUGCUUAUCAUAGUUCCAGUCACAUCAAAGUAGAACAAUCUACACGUAAUUUUGACACACGAAAUUGAUCAGAAUCAAAGGGAGUUUUGACAUGCUCUGUAAAUGCUUUAGUUAAACACACAUCAUAGUGUCUCACAUUUUAUUUGACAAGCCACCUGUACAUUUACUUGUAAUCCUUUAACUUUUCAAAACCGCAUUAAGGGAAUUACUGAUUGACACUAGGGGGCAGAUGUUAUGAUUAGGAUUCAGAUUUGAGUUAUUGAGAUUUUACAUCACCACAACCCUGUGAUAUAAACAGUGUAUGUUUUGUGGGUUUAACGCUUUACUAUCUUGUAAAUAUGCAUUUUGUACAUAUAUCAAAUUAUUUCUUACUUGUUGACUUUUGUUUUUAUAAUGAACAAUUUCUAUUUUAGGAUUAGGGUGAGGCUUUUCAUAACGUUUAUCAUCUUCCUCACCUUCACACAUUUAAUAUAGCUUGUGUGCAGAGAACUUGACAAAUAAAAUGGUCUAUUAUUUUACCCUGA
This is a messenger RNA of Salvelinus namaycush (lake trout), 2649 nucleotides long. RefSeq names its product nuclear factor 7, brain-like. The transcript has 2 exons. The record is from RefSeq and is a predicted model, not a curated record. The coding region runs from base 122 to 1600 and encodes 492 amino acids. Lineage: Eukaryota; Metazoa; Chordata; Actinopteri; Salmoniformes; Salmonidae. Gene Ontology annotation, molecular function: zinc ion binding.